AUGUGCGCCCUGGUGUUUCAAAUUCGGUGCGAUAUCUCCAAUCUCCGGGGCGUAUUCGACAAGAUCAAGGAGCAGAGUCGAUCCGUCUAUACUCCAGAUGAAGACUCACAGCAUUUUUCUCGUUUCAAAGAUGAGCUCGAAGAGGUGAAUCUACAUGAAGACGUGUCAAUUGAGUACUUGACUGAAUUCUUCAACAACACCAAGCCAGCUUUGUUGCAAUCUAUGGUUGACAAGAUCAACUCGAUGCAGCAGUCGUGGACUGCCUCCAAAGAUCAGCCACCUUUCAAGGGUACGUCGUGA
This is a messenger RNA of Perkinsus marinus ATCC 50983, 300 nucleotides long. RefSeq lists its product as hypothetical. The transcript is spliced from 2 exons. The coding region runs from base 1 to 300 and encodes 99 amino acids. Lineage: Eukaryota; Perkinsozoa; Perkinsida; Perkinsidae. The record is from RefSeq and is a predicted model, not a curated record.